Molecule: messenger RNA, 1230 nt
Organism: Sungouiella intermedia
Lineage: Eukaryota; Fungi; Ascomycota; Pichiomycetes; Serinales; Metschnikowiaceae
Source: the annotation of a GenBank genome assembly
AUGCCCAAUCUUUAUCACCAUCUCUACACGGUAUCUCCAAAUGAACUGGAGCUGGCCAAUGCCGUGAAGAUUUCUCCAAACAAAAAGACGUUUGCUGUUUGCACGUCAAAGGGACUGAUCCGUGUUUAUGACCUCAAGUCCGGCUACCUCAUUAGCACCCUUCUGGGACACACCAAGGGAGUGUCAGACAUAGCAUAUUCCCCCAUAGAUAGCAACAUAAUCGCGCUGUGUUCCGACGAUUUGACAAUUCGCAUAUGGUCGAUCAGCAAGAGCAAGUGCCUUCGCAUUCUCAAGAAGCACACCUUCCACAUUACUACCAUGACUUUCAACUCCAAAGGUAACCUUCUCAUCAGUGGGGCAGCAGACGAGACCAUUGUCAUCUGGGAUCUCACCACGGGGCGAAGUUUGAAGACAUUGGCGGCACAUUCGGAUCCUGUCAGUAGCGUAGGGCUCACGCCGGAUGACACCAUUAUCAUCAGUGGCUCGUACGAUGGACUCAUGAGACUUUUCGAUUUAGGUUCUGGACAAUGCUUGAAGACGUUGGUAUACAACAGUUCUACACAUGGAACUGCUACAGCGUCUACAAAUGAUGUAGUGAACUUUCCGAUCUCCCACAUUCAGGUAUCUCCCAAUGGAAAGUACAUUUUGAGUUCAAGUUUGGAUGGUAAAAUCAGACUCUGGGAUUAUAUGAAUAACAAAGUUGUUAAGACCUACGGUGGCAUAAAUGGUGACAUUGUGAAUAAUAAGUAUGAUAGUGGGUGCUGCUUCAUCACUGUGACUGAAAAUUCCCUUGUAGCGUCUGGCUCGGACCAUGCUGGAGUGCUUUUUUGGGAUAUACAGAGUAAGGAGGUUGUGUUUCAGUUGCAGCCUGGUGAUACCGUUCUUGAUAUUGCGAUGUUGGAGAACGGCGAGAAAUUGAUAACAUCUACGCUUCUGGGGAAAGUCAAUGUGUAUGAGCUCAAUGAUGAGUAUGAGAAGUUAGAGGGUUCUCAUCUGGAAAAGCUGACCCUUCCACAUAGAGAAAGGCAUUUGGGGACUCAAACACCUGACACUCCAAUGGAAUCUCAUGUGGAACAACUGAGAGAAGCAUCACCAAAUCGAACUCCAAUGGCAACUACACCAGGUACCACUACGCCGAGAACUGCCGAGUUGACAGAGACUGAAAUGCCACAAAGUGGUGAAUUGCGAGAAAAUAUCGAUACGCCACGAGCAGCUCUGGAGUCUGCAUGA